AUGAAUAAUCAAUAUAGUAUCCAGCUUCAAAAAUAUGAAUUUGGCCGAGCUUUAUUUGAUGCUUUAGACAGAAAUGAUCCCGAACUACUUAAACUAAUUUUGGAUCAAUAUCGUAAUAUUCCCACAAAUUCGACAGUAGCAGAAAUCAAUGGCCUAACACCAUUGCAUGUUGCCGCUUUAAAAGGAAAUUUAGAAUGCUGUGAAACUUUGCUUGAUUACGGUACCAAUAUAGACAUAAAUGCUAGAGACGAUCAUGAAAGAACCCCUUUGCAUAUUGCCUGCCUUUAUUCUCAUUUAUCCAUUGCCCAGCUUUUAACUCGCUCUGGUGCCUUAUUGAAUAUUUCUGAUAUCUAUGGAAACACUCCCCUUCACUAUGUAAUCUUGAUAGGCAACACAGAAUUUAUCAAUUGAAUAUUUCUUAAAAAUCCCAAUACAGAAGUUAAAAAUAAAGAAGGAAAAAUUCCAACAGAAAUGAGCAAAAAAAAAAACAUAAAAUUGUUGGUUUUUAAGCUUAUGAGGCCUUCACUUGGCUCUGACAAUUUUAUAAAGAGCCGGAACUCAUUGAAAAAUAUUGAAUUAAUUUCAGCUAUACCCAGUCAGCCUUCCUGCGAUUCAGACGAAGUACCAGAAUUUGUUUUUGACUCGAAAUUAUCACCAUCGGAUUUUUUAGUUCUAGAGCAGCUUGGCAAAGGUAGUUUUGGAGAGGUGUUUUUGGUUCAAAUGAAAAGCACUUGCAAAUUUUAUGCAAUGAAAGUUCUAAAAAAGCAGAAAGUUAUCACUCAAAAUUUGAUCAGAUAUGUGAUGACAGAAAGAAAUGUCCUUACUUACAUAAAGCACCCUUUUAUUGUAGGUUUAAAUUAUGCUUUUCAAACUGCAAGCAAGUUAUUUCUAGUGCUUGACUACUGCCCUGGUGGAGACUUGGGACGCCUUCUUAACAAAGAAAAAGUGUUUAGCGAAGAAAGAGCCAAAAUUUACGUUUGUGAGAUUUUAACUGCAAUAGAAGAGUUGCAUAAGAGAAACAUUAUUUUUAGAGAUUUGAAACCAGAAAACGUUGUUUUAGAUCAAGAAGGCCAUGCUUUAUUAACUGAUUUUGGACUUUCAAAAGAAGGAAUUCAAACCUCACAAGCUGCCAAUUCGUUUUGUGGCUCAAUUGCAUAUCUCGCCCCAGAAAUCUUGAGACAAAAAGGUCAUGGGAAAGCAGUUGAUUGGUAUUUAUUAGGAGUUUUAUUAUAUGAAAUGCUUAUAGGCGUUCCACCUUAUUUUUCUAACAAUAAAAAACAACUGUUAUCUAAUAUUCAAAAAGCUCCAUUAAUUGUUCCUUCGCAUCUGAACCAGACAACAAAAAAUUUGUUAAUUGGCUUACUUCAAAAAAAUUUUGAGAAAAGAUUGGGAUUUAUAGGGGAUGCCGAAGAAAUAAAGAACCAUGAAUAUUUUUAUGGGGUUGAUUGGGAUAUGGUCUUGAAAAAAAAUUUAAGGCCGCCAAAGCCUGUCAUGAAGAAUGAUGCGACUAAUGGACUUAAUAUUGAUUUUGAAGAAGAAACUGAAACUAACGAAAAUAGUAACCAUUUGCAAGGGUGGUCUUUUGUACAUGAAUAA
Molecule: messenger RNA, 1596 nt
Organism: Blepharisma stoltei
Lineage: Eukaryota; Ciliophora; Heterotrichea; Heterotrichida; Blepharismidae
Source: the annotation of a GenBank genome assembly